GAGGAGGAUGCCUUGGUAGAGAGCACAGCAGGUGGUCACGCAGGAGGAAAUUCGAGUUCUGCUUCGGCAGCAGGUGCUCCUGCUGGUUUUGGAGCGACAGGAGGAGUGUCACGUAUGGGAGCCCAGGGAAGGAAGGGGAGGGGAUUGCAGAUUCCCCUCCGCAACGCUAGCGUCGCAGACGAGGUCGACAGGCACUUCGCGGACACCGGGUUCUGCCAAAAGCUGGUGCACAAAAUGACGGACCAAAACCAUUUCCACAUCUUGGAUUGCUGCUAUCAUCCAGAGAGGAUUUUGAUUUCGAUUUUGUGUACGAAUCGCAGAGUAGCGCAGUUUUCCUUACUCUACCGUGGCAACAUCGAACAAGACAUGAGGGAUCGUGGAAUUGAAACGAGGAUUUCCCAAGAAUCCGAAUUUCACGUCAGUCACGAUUUCGACUCUAUCCGCUUUUGUCCUGGGAUAACGUACGCAAAAGACGUUUUUUUGUUGCUUUCUGCGGCGAAUGGGCAUUUGAAUUUCUACCAAUUUAGUGGAGAAACGCCAGACGGAUAUCCUUUCACGAAGACACGGCCAAUUUUCGUGAAUAAUACAGUGCACAAGGCAAAAAUAACUGGAUACGUGGAGAUGCCGGCUUCGUCGGCGUUCUUGACGUCAAGUCGCGACGGACACAUCUGCUUGUGGGAUUGUACUUUUCGUUGUUCGCUUCGAUGCGUACCAUUUCUAUUGUAUUAAUUUCCUUGUUUUCAUACCCAAAGAACUAAUGAAUAACUCACUCUCUGUCGUGUCUGUCUACUCUCGCUCUCAUUAGGCUAGGAGUACUAAAUGGGACACCAUGAUGAUGACCACCUCAAAAAAGAAGACUCACACCCUUACCUCAUCUUCUCUUUCCACCACUGCUUUCACCAGCCCGAACCCUUGUCGCAGACGUGAAGCUGGAUACUGGUUACACUCAUGUGGGUUGUGCCUCCAUGUGCCUGUCGACCAGUGGAAUAAACCUUGCUACUUGUUGGGCUGGCUACAACAUCAUUUAUGAGCACGAAGCCGGAUAUAGCUUUUUCCGUUGUUGUAUCAUGUUCAAAUUUUUCAUUCAUGAUCAAUAGAGGCUCGCUAAGUAGAAUUAGAAACUCUCCUGAAAACAAAGAAAAGAUGAAUACACGCCCAUCCUCCUUUCUCCUUCAUCCCCUCCCGGUCUGGAACAUGGAGCGGGGCGUUUUCCGCGGCCUCAGGACGAAUCUAGUCCAGCAUGAGCAUCCCGUAGUAAAGGUGAAAUACUUCGAGAAAGCGCUGUUCACUCUGGAUGAGCAGAGUCAUGUCGUCAUGUGGGAUGCUGAAGAAUUCCUAGUCCUGCAACUCUUUGGCGGCUUUCCGGUACAUGCUACUGAUGUCGUCUGCACUG
Molecule: messenger RNA, 1393 nt
Organism: Amoebophrya sp. A25
Lineage: Eukaryota; Dinophyceae; Syndiniales; Amoebophryaceae
Source: the annotation of a GenBank genome assembly